This is a messenger RNA of Salvia miltiorrhiza (redroot sage), 958 nucleotides long. RefSeq names its product ubiquitin-NEDD8-like protein RUB2. The transcript has 3 exons. Gene Ontology annotation, molecular function: protein tag activity; ubiquitin protein ligase binding. The record is from RefSeq and is a predicted model, not a curated record. NCBI's taxonomy places the organism in Eukaryota, Viridiplantae, Streptophyta, Magnoliopsida, Lamiales, Lamiaceae. Gene Ontology annotation, biological process: protein ubiquitination; modification-dependent protein catabolic process. Bases 249 to 713 code for a protein of 154 amino acids. Gene Ontology annotation, cellular component: cytoplasm; nucleus.
CGGUGACGAAGGAGAAUAUUGGUGGAGCCCAUAAAUCAAUAGCCCAAUAGCAAGAAGCAAUAAUGGCGGAUGCUCAUAUAUAUAUAUAGUACAUAUAAUAAUUUCAUAUAAUUAAUUCUAAAAAAUUCACAUUAUUUUCGCAAAUUCUCCACCCAUAAAUACUGCCACACCCACAAUUCUAAUACUCAAUCUGAUCAUAAUUAGAGCCAAGAAUUAGUGCGACGUAGAAUUUAAGCGGGAAAAAAAAUAUGCAGAUCUUCGUCAAAACCCUAACUGGCAAAACAAUCACGCUCGAGGUUGAGAGCAGUGACACCAUCGACAAUGUCAAGGCCAAGAUUCAGGAUAAAGAAGGUAUCCCUCCUGACCAGCAGAGGCUCAUAUUUGCUGGUAAACAAUUGGAAGAUGGUAGAACUUUGGCAGAUUACAAUAUCCAAAAAGAAUCGACUCUUCACCUUGUUUUGAGGCUUAGGGGUGGAACAAUGAUCAAGGUCAAAACCCUUACGGGAAAAGAAAUUGAGAUUGAUAUUGAACCUACUGAUACAAUUGACCGGAUUAAGGAACGAGUUGAGGAGAAAGAAGGAAUUCCUCCGGUGCAGCAAAGGUUGAUUUAUGCGGGCAAACAGCUUGGAGACGACAAAACUGCUAAAGACUACAAUAUCGAGGGUGGCUCUGUUCUUCACCUUGUCCUUGCUUUGAGGGGUGGUAGCCCCUAGAGUUCGAUGUCACGUUCCGACACCUAAAUUGUUCUAAACACCAGCUGAAAUUAUUGUCCCUAUGGCUCUUUUUUAGUAUAUAUAUAUAUAUAUACUAAUUGCAACUGGUGGUACAUCUCAAUUCUUAAGGGUUUUUUCUUAGUAGAUUUUGCUAUGUACUUGUAUAUUUCUUCUCUUGAUUUUACUAAUGUCUACUGGAGCUAAAAUGGUCAAAUCUUAUACUACUAUAUGUUUUGAGAUAGAAA